ACCAAGCCCUUAGUAUCGACAAGGUUCCAAGUCAAUAUUCAUAAUCUUUGAUCAUGGAGUCUCUGUCAUCAAUAAUGUACGAGGUAUCAGCCCUAGCGGCAACGAACAGUACAAUCCAUACCGACGUCUCACGGCUCCAGAGCGAGCAAGUCGAGGUGGGAGCUCAAUUUGAGGCAAAUGUCCAAGCUUUGAAUGGUCUCAUCCAAAGACUUCCAGAGCUUGGAACAAUGCUGUUAAGAGAAAGUCCAGAUAUACUUCCUACACAAGCUGAAAGCCUGCUCGAAAUUAAUCCCAUCACUACAGAGUCAAUAAUCUCAGAAACAGGCCUUGGAGAUAGCUGUGGGCUGCUCCAGGAAGUCAUCGCCAGCCUGCGAAAUGUGAACAUUGAGAUCGGAACUGCUGGUCAGGCUGCUAAGUCUAGACAACUCAGAGCCGCAGAUCUUGCUUCUCGAGCAGCACGCCAUGCUGAAAAGUGCACCACGUCAAAGAAUACUAUUCUCCAGGCUCAGGCGGCAAAUCAGGCUCGAAUUUCAGGGAACCUGCGAACCAUAGCGAAUCUAGAAACACAACUGGCAGAAGCAACCCGAAUGGCCAAUCAGAUGGCUGAGCGUGCGAGGGUACACGACGCUGAUGCAGACGGCCAUCAAAUUUUCUUCUGGACAACAUUCUGGAUACCGAUUGUCAAUCUCGUAACUAUUCCCGUCUCGCUGACCCAAUACGAUCGCCACCAGGAUGCUGCGCGGGAGUACCGCGCGAGCGAAGCGAGGUGUCGCCAAGAGAUGCAACAAAAGCAGGCUGAGAGGUCAGGACUUCAAGCCACAUCUGACCAGCUUGAUAGUGCACGCAGACAACUCGAGUCCGCACUGAAAUCAUGUUCGGAACACCAGCGACAAGCAUCGGACUUGAAAGAUAACUCCAGAGUCCAGACUGAUCAAUAUGGUAUUCUCUCAACGGGCAUAAGACAGGUUCUCAUGGCCCUGGAUCCGCUCAAUAUUGAUGUCGAGGUAAGAGACUGGGAUACUCUCCGCUUCACGGCUCUGUUUAGCAUGCGUGAGAUGCUGAGCGCUCUACAUAGCGAGGGUCGCUUAGAGGAGAGUAACGUUGUAUUCCUUGAGAGACUUAGGAGUAUCAUAAGUCCUGGGGACUCGGUUGGGAGAUUUGCACUUGAAUGGAACAGCUUUUGAUACUUAGAUUGACAACGAUAGUAUUUGUGUUCUUGUCUUCGGUGAGGAGUUUGUUGAUAUGUUCUAAGCGAGAUCGAUAAUAACCUCAACGGAGAAAAAGAACCCAUUUUCUUCAGCUCAUAUAGCCUCAAGAUUCAUACAAGAGUGCAAGCCACGUUAUUUGUCUCAUCUACUUCCUCUCUCCUUGAGCAUUACUUAUCAAAAUAUUCUGCAUUUGUUCUCC
This is a messenger RNA of Cadophora gregata, 1407 nucleotides long. RefSeq lists its product as uncharacterized. The coding region runs from base 54 to 1184 and encodes 376 amino acids. Lineage: Eukaryota; Fungi; Ascomycota; Leotiomycetes; Helotiales; Ploettnerulaceae. The record is from RefSeq and is a predicted model, not a curated record. The transcript is spliced from 4 exons.